AUCUUUAUUUUUUUGUAAUUUUAUUUAUUACUUUACAUGAUGAUUCCAUCAACAUAUUUAUACAUCUUGAUUUUCGUCAGAAAUUUAAUCCCACAAAUCCAUGCAAUAAAUCCGUUCGGAGUCAACCCAUCUCCUCUUUCAACAACUUUUCCACAUCGCACUGACAUUCCAAGAAGAGUAGUAACACAGCUUUCUUCGUACGGUCUUAAUGAAAACACAUCAGCCAGUCACAUUUGUGCUAAAUUUCCGGCAUGGCAUCCAACAACUAAGGAGUGGGAGGACAAACUGCGUCCAAUGAGGCUUACUUUAUGUUCAAAGGAAUUUGGUGGCGGAGGCAACUGUCUAUACUUUUCAUUAGCAGGAGGUUUAAAAGAAGCAGGAUACAAAAUUGGUCGUUUCAACUUUGAAAGGGAAGAUCUUCCAAUGCAUCUUCGACAGUCAAUAUUAAAUCGGAAUUUUAAUAAAGAUGGGUUUUUUGCCAUGGGGGAUCUUAGGGUUCUUGCAGCAAUGUCAUUUGUUGGACUAGACCCAGAAAUACCAAACGCUCAGCAUUAUCUUGACGUGGAAGCUUUGAAAACUAAACUCCAAAACACAUCUAUUGGUUUAGGUGAUGCCCCUGAUAUACAGUGGAACCCCGGCCAAAUGCUACAAGUAUUGGAGAGCAAAAUUAUGGAACCAAUUCAGGUGGCUAAAAAAAUUUUUAGCAAGCUUUCCUCCUCUAAUCCCGUUUUCACCUGGGGGUCAGGAGAUGAUCUUUAUGGUUUGGCUGAAGUACUGGCCUGUGAUUUUCUCCUUUUCCACAAGUCCAAUCUAACAGUACAACACAUUAAAAGUAGUACAAGAUCCCCAGUUUGUACAAUACUGCUAUAUUACCAUGAUAUGAUUCACUUUCAAGGUGCAGGAAUCGUGGAGUGGGUAUAUAAUUCUCUCGACUACAAACUAUAUUCCGUGUUUGAAAAAUUUGAAUUAAGUGACAAAUUAUACGAUUUAGUCAUGUCGCAGCCACAUUAA
Theileria parva strain Muguga is the source of this 1011-nucleotide messenger RNA. RefSeq lists its product as uncharacterized. Lineage: Eukaryota; Apicomplexa; Aconoidasida; Piroplasmida; Theileriidae. The transcript is spliced from 3 exons. The coding region runs from base 37 to 1011 and encodes 324 amino acids. The record is from RefSeq and is a predicted model, not a curated record.